AUGACUGAAUGUGGAUUAUUGAUGCCUCUGGAACACAAAAAAGAUGUGUCAGAAGAGAAGGUCACGGAUGGCCCGAAAGAUCUGAUCCUGAAGACGACACCACGAGAAACUGAAAAUGUAUCCCCUCUGAAUAGUUCUCCCCAAGAAACAACCGAUGAAGAAUCAGAUAUUCAAGUGGCAACUGAUAUGGCUGUAAAUGUCAACAUUAUGGCUAAAGAACCAACCGUAGCUCUUCCACCAAUUAUUACGGUAAAAUGUGGAACCCUCACUGCAAAAAUGGUAACAAAGCUUUUCACAUGUCCUGGAAUUCACCAAAACUGCAUUUUGAUAGACGGAGAGACAGAGUAUAUCAGUCCAAAGGAAUUCACAGUCCGAGCUAGCAAGGAUAAGCAAAAAGACUGGAAGGGAAGCAUCAGAAUAGGAAAAUCCAACCUUCGAACUCUCAUGGAAAUGAGAUCGCUUGAUUUCCAUGACCACCCGAACCAAUGCUCAGCUAAAUGUCAAAGUAGAAAUUACAUCACUCCGAAAGACCCAACUACUGAUCCAUCCGGUCGACGACGGUCUAGCACAACCAAACUAAUUCCUCAAAAUAUGUUCUCCCAUUUGGCCACUGGGUUCCCAACCGCGUCGACAAGUUUGUUCACAGUACCAAAGAAAGAAACACAAUUAUCAGAUGGACAACCAACAUUAGGUACACUAUUCAAAAAUCCGACGUUCUCUCGAUUUGUGGCUAUCAGUCAGAACAUGAAAAACAACAAUUUCUCAACUCCAUCAACCACACAACCGCAACUUCCAUUCUUUACGACAAAUACAAUAAAAGAAGAACCAAUAAAUGUAGAUGACGUGACUACGCAGUUAUUCCAACAACAGCAACAACAACGUGUUGCUGCAACAAGUUCCCUGCUGCAAACAGUUCCACCACAACCUACAACAUUUUGGAAUUCUGAGAACAGUUAUCAGGGGAAAAUGGAACAGAAUCCUCAAGAAUUAAUGGCAGAAAUGAUCAACACAGGACUUGGGGAUAACAUUAUUGACAUGAUCAUCAAUAAAAUGAACAAUAUGAGGGAUAAACUCAAGGGAAUCUCAACAUGCCCAAACAUUCUUCUCAAAAUGUUGUGCAGUUUGAACGCAGCGGACACAUUCUGCAAUGCAAUCCAGGCUGUUGACAGCAUGCAAGCGGAAAUCGCAAAAGAAGAGCAACUUUUAAUCAAAGGACAAGCUCAAGUACACCGACUGUCUUCUGACUAUUCCUCACUGGAAGAUGAAAUUCCUGGGAGGAAAAGGUCGCUCGAUAUUGCAGAUCUUAUUGGUCAGCCACAACCAAAACGGCCAUCAAUUACUACUUCAAUGCUGGAAGAUGGUUCCGAAGUUCCAACCGUUCAACAUUUGCUAACACCUAUUAAACCAAUUGUAGCAGUUCCGAAACCAAUGAGUCCUCAAGACAUGCUGAUGAAUAUUGCCAGUAGUAUGAGCUCUACCAUUGAAAGAAACCAUGUCCUAGCAGCUCUUCACAUGGAGGAACUCCGAACGGCUGCAGCACAAUAA
Caenorhabditis remanei is the source of this 1545-nucleotide messenger RNA. RefSeq lists its product as uncharacterized. Gene Ontology annotation, molecular function: DNA-binding transcription activator activity, RNA polymerase II-specific; RNA polymerase II cis-regulatory region sequence-specific DNA binding. Gene Ontology annotation, biological process: positive regulation of transcription by RNA polymerase II. Lineage: Eukaryota; Metazoa; Nematoda; Chromadorea; Rhabditida; Rhabditidae. The coding region runs from base 1 to 1545 and encodes 514 amino acids. The record is from RefSeq and is a predicted model, not a curated record. The transcript is spliced from 6 exons.